Molecule: messenger RNA, 1032 nt
Organism: Cylindrotheca closterium
Lineage: Eukaryota; Bacillariophyta; Bacillariophyceae; Bacillariales; Bacillariaceae
Source: the annotation of a GenBank genome assembly
AUGAAAAGACUCCGAGUCUCGUUGUAUCAGGCGAUCAAGAAACAAUUUGACACGCGAAGAAAUGGAGCACAGUUGCAAAGGAACCAUAAGUACGAGCGUUCCAUCCGGGAACGCAUGCCCAAUUUGGCAUUCCAACAAGUCGGGAACACAAACAAAGGCGAAUAUGACGCUUUCGAAGAGUUGGUAGUCGCUCGUGUUAUUCAACAAAUACGUGAGGGUGUCAACGGUGGUAUUGAUGGGCAAGAUGGAGUCUCGUUCAUUCAGCAAUACUAUCUGAAUAAAGGACUAAGGAUAUUCAAGGAGCGAGGUAAAGACGCGGCCGUGAAAGAACAUGACCAACUGAUCAAGCGCAGUUGCUGGACACCGAUCAGUACUGAGAAACUAAGACCGACCGAAAGAAAGAAGGCCGUGGAUGCAAUGAUGCUACUGGCCGAAAAGAAUGAUGGCGUGACAACCAAAGGACGCUGUGUAUUCAAAGGUAACAAGACCCGGGAUUGGUUGUCUCGUGAGGACACUGCAAGUCCCACAGCUUUGCAUGAAGCUAUUAUCUGCACGGGUGUAAUUGAUGCCCAUGAAGGUAGAAACGUCAUGUCAAUGGAUAUACCUAAAGCGUUUAUCCAAACAUUGAUGCCCGAGCAGGAAGAAGGAGAAGAUCGAGUAAUAAUGAAAAUUACUGGACUGCUGGUUGACUACAUGAUUGACCUAGAUCCGACGUAUCGGGAUUUUGUAGCAAUCGAAAAUGGACGUCGAGUGAUCUAUGUUGUGAUCCUCCGUGCUACUUAUGGGAUGUUACAGGCUUCGUUGCUAUGGUACCGAAAUCUGAGGGCAUCGCUGGAAGAAUACGGAUUUGUGUUUAAUGUAUACGAUCCGUGCAUUGCGAAUAUGAUGGUCAACAAAAAGCAAUUGACUAUCAGGUUUCAUGUGGAUGAUGUGCUAGCAAGCCACAUGGAACAAAGAGUUCUCGAGGAUUUCUUUACAUGGAUAAAUGAGAGAUACGGAGGAGUCUUUUCAAAAGGAAUGAGCUGCAUCUGA